Magallana angulata is the source of this 2898-nucleotide messenger RNA. RefSeq lists its product as uncharacterized. Bases 243 to 1763 code for a protein of 506 amino acids. The transcript has 2 exons. The record is from RefSeq and is a predicted model, not a curated record. NCBI's taxonomy places the organism in Eukaryota, Metazoa, Mollusca, Bivalvia, Ostreida, Ostreidae.
AGUCAUUAUAUACAUAAGGAUAUCUUUCCCGUAUAAACGUUCGUAACUCGCGGGCAAGCGUUUUAAAGAAUAAGAUUCAAGCGCUUUAAAGACUGAGAUCACCUCUCAGACGCUUGCCCAAAUCAGUUCAUCUUUCGGCGUGCAACAAGAACGUUCGUUUUUAGUAUCUCUCUCUCUAUCGGAGAUUAAUUUUUAUUUUUUUUCUCUCUCUUCUAUGUAAGAUAUAACUGAGUUAGGCAUACAUGGAAGAGUCAGAGAUAGCCGAAGAAUUAAACUCGGGUUCUGAAUGCCAAAAUAGCGAACCCAUAAUGGCGUCUCGUACGAGAGGUGCACGAGCUUCAAAGAAAAGUUCGGCCAAAAAAGAAGCAACAGACAAAAGGUUUGAGGCUUUAGAAAAUAAAUUUAAUGACAAAUUAGACACAAUGAUGAAUUUCAUUAGAGAAAGUAUACAGACUUUAUCUAACAACGUGUUUACAAAUGCCGAUGAGUCUAAUGAGGCUCACGACGAUUCAGUGCCUAUGUGUCGGGAUACCGGUGGUGUAGCCACGCGGAGACCUGUACUCAGGCAAACGAAUAACGACGAUUCCGAGGGAAUGCGUCCUAUUAUUCCAUUAGAGAGCGACGUCCGUAUUGAAAGGACAGUUAGUGUGCCUACUUUGGACGAUCAGAUAUCUCUCGCCCCAAGUACUAGAGAAGUACGAGAAUUAUUGGGAGAUGACGAAGUGUCUCUAUCUGACGAUUUUGAAAGAAAUUUUCUGUUAGAGUCUGAUCAGAAUCAGAUGAGAAUAGACUCUAAUAAUAAUCGUUUUCAGAAUUUGCUGAAUAAGAACACAGAUUCUAAUCAAACAAAAACUUCUCUGAAUGACAUUUUUGGAAAUGUUUCUUCUACAGAGGAAGAAAAAGUAGGUCUUUGUUUAGACAAGGCACAAGAAGAAAUCUUGAUGAAGUCAUGGAGAUCAUCUGAUCCAGAGAAGUUAACAGCUUACAGAGAUGAAUACAGACAGUGUUUUCCUGUACACAAAGAUUCUUCAGAUUUUCUUCAAGUACCAAGCUUGGAUGAUAUUUUAGAACCAAUGCUUCGGAAAAAGCAUGGAAGCAAGGCUAAUAAAGGUUGGGGUAAAAAUAGAAACUUAGUUACACAACCUUUAAAGAGCAUUGAAACUUUAGCUUAUCAAGGACAGAUAGCUGCCCGUAUGGGUACCAUUGCCAUAGCAUAUAUGCAACAAGCUCUUGGAACUUUGUUAAACUCUAUUUCUAGUCAAGAUGUUGAUACAGUACAGUCAAUCAAAGAUAUUUUCUCAAUGUCCACAAAAGCUAUAGAUCAGAUGGGCAGAACUGGAGCUCUUCAUCAUUUGAUAAGAAGGAAAGCAGCAGCUCAAGACACUGGUUUAGUCACUUUAAAAGACAUCCAUUGUAAAAUUAUAAGUCUGCCACUGACAAAUGAUGGUGUUUUUGGUAAAAAGUUAGAAGAAAAACUCAAAGAACGAAAAGAACAGAAAGACUCUAUCAUAGAUUUAAUUCCAGAAUGGAAUGAAAGAAAUCAAAAGAGAAAAUUUCCAGAAACUACAAGUGAAAAUUCAGGAACUUUUAAGAGACCAAAAACAUCUGUUGUCCAUAAUAGAGGACAAACAUUUCAAAGAUCAAAUUUCAAUCGACGAUCUUAUGAUUACAAACAAAGGGAUGACAAUUCUAGAGCCACUUCAGCGGCCACAUCUGUUGACAGAAUGAAUUCCUUUCGAAUCCCAAAGAAGACAAGUAAAUGACUGGAAUCUAGAACAGGAGAUGCAGUGAUCUACAAGCUCUCAAACUUGGAGAAGGAUGGGUCAAUAUUCAGAAUAAGGGAGUAACUUUCAUUAGACAAGGUUUGGCAAAACAAGAUCGACCUAAUCAUUAUGGAACAAAGAUAUUUGUUCCUGCGUUUCCAGAAAAUAAAUUAUUGGAUCCAAAGAGGUGCCUUUAUUUCUAUUUGAAAAAAACUGAGGUUUUUAGAGAAAAACUUAAAGACAGCAACAAGUUAUUUUUGAGUUUACUUGAACCACAUCAACCAGUAUCUUCACAGACUAUAUCAAAAUGGAUUGUUCAGACUAUUCAUAUGGCUUAUGAAAAUCAGAAAAAAUCAAAUGUUAAAGGACAUAGUACAAGAGCCUUAGGACCUUCAUGGGCUUUAUAUAAUGGUGCUUCAGUUAAAUCAAUUAUAGAAGCAGCAGAUUGGAGUAAAGAAUCUACUUUUUGUAAAUUUUAUUUGAGGGAUGUAGAUGACUGUGUUCCAGUUCUUAGAUGUGCUGUAAAUAAGUGAAACAAACGUAGUACAUGUAUUGUAUUUUGUUCUGUGUAAAUAGAAACAAUAUGUUUAAAGGAGAUCAUCUCCGGCGAGUUGCAUGAAGAAAUAUUUCUUCGUGAUUGUGUAUAUAGUGUAUAUAUGAAGACUACUAGAUGGUAUUGGGAGAAAUACCGGAAUUUCUUUAACGUUUUGAGGUAAGAAAAAAUUUUCUUUUCCUCCAUUUAGUUAGAUUGCUUUAGAAUCUAAUUUAUCCUUAUGUAUAUAAUGACUGGUAAGUAUAACGAACGAAAUAAAAUUGGAAAAUUUGUAUUCAAGUUUCAAUUUUAUGAGUGAGUUAUACUUACCAGUCAACUUUCCCACCUCCCACCCAAAAGAAAAUUUUUUAAGGGGUGAAGGUGUUUUAUCAUGUAGGUUGGGAACGUUUUGUUGCCCGCCUAUAUGAACUGAUUUGGGCAAGCAUCUGAGAGGUGAUCUCAGUCUUUAAAGCGCUUGAAUCUUAUUCUUUAAAACGCUUGCCCGCGAGUUACGAACGUUUAUACGGGAAAGAUAUCCUUAUGUAUAUAAUGACUGGUAAGUAUAACUCACUCAUAAAAUUGAAACUUGAAUACAAAUUUUCC